Molecule: messenger RNA, 537 nt
Organism: Zeugodacus cucurbitae (melon fly)
Lineage: Eukaryota; Metazoa; Arthropoda; Insecta; Diptera; Tephritidae
Product: zinc finger protein 853-like
Exons: 3
Coding region: 1-537 (178 amino acids)
Source: RefSeq, a predicted model, not a curated record
AUGCAGUACACGCUGGUGGAAGCCGGUUCGCUGACACGACAGCAGGAAAGGUACCCGAAACUACAACACCAGCAAAUAGUGAAGCAUCUACAACAACAGCAGCUAACGGUGGAACAGGUCCAACUAAAACAACUAAAAAAGGGAGAACCACUAGAAGAAGAAGAACUACGCGACGAAGAAGAAGGACCACACGAAGAAGACGUACAACACGAAGACUUAUUAUCAGGAGAAGAACAAGACGGCCAAAUGGCGCUGACACGACAGCAGGAAAGGUACCCGAAACUACAACACCAGCAAAUAGUGAAGCAUCUACAACAACAGCAGCUAACGGUGGAACAGGUCCAACUAAAACAACUAAAAAAGGGAGAACCACUAGAAGAAGAAGAACUACGCGACGAAGAAGAAGGACCACAGGAAGAAGACGUACAACACGAAGACUUAUUAUCAGGAGAAGAACAAGACGGCCAAAUGGCGGUAGAGGCGGUAGACGUGUGGUCAGGAGACGUAGAAUCGUCCAAGGCUAAAGAUGUUAUUUAA